AUGGCGGCCCUCCUCCUCCUCCUCCUCCUCUCCGUCCUACCUCUCUCCACCACCUCCGCCGCCGCCGACCACCGUACGCAUUUCACAGACCCGUCGCACUCCUCCCUCUCUCUCGUCCCGCCCCAGGUCAUCCGGGCCUGCCGGGCCACCAGGUUCCAAGACCUCUGCGUCUCCUCCCUCUCCCGCUCCAAGCCCCCCCUCACCAAGCGCCCCUCCCCCUCCCUCUCCGUCAUCCUCGCCGCCGUCGCCGCCUCCUCCGACGGCCUCAACACCGCCCAGUCCAUGCUCAAGUCCGUCCUCGCCUCGUCCUCCGGCCACCGCAGCCUCAACCUCACCGUCCACUCCAAGAACUGCCUCCAGAUCCUCCCCCUGUCGCAGCACCGGAUGAGCUUGACGGUGUCGGCGGCGUUGCCCCGCGGCAGGAUCAAGGACGCCCGCGCGUACAUGAGCGCGGCCCUGGAGUACCAGUACAACUGCUGGUCCGAGCUGAGCUACUCGAACGAGACGGCGAUGGUGGACCACACGAUGUCGUACCUGGACACCCUCAUGUCGCUCACCAGCAACGCCCUGAGCAUGAUCGUCGCGUACGACGUUCGCGGGCCCCAGAUGGACUCCUGGAGCCCGCCCGCCACCGAGCGGGCCGGGAUCUGGGAGUCCGGCCCCGGCGGAGGGCCCGCCUCGGGGUUCGCCGGCGGGGUCCCGCGGGGGCUGACGGCGGACGCGACGGUGUGCAAGAACGGGGGUCAGGGGUGCCACGGGACGGUGCAGGACGCCGUGAACGCGGCGCCGAACAACGGCGAGAGGGGGAGGAGGUUCGUGAUCCACAUAAAGGAAGGGGUGUACGAGGAGAUUGUGAGGGUUCCGGUGGAGAAGAAGAACGUGGUGUUCGUCGGCGACGGCGUGGGCAAGACGGUAAUUACGGGGUCUCUGAACGCCGCGAUGCCCGGAACCUUCACCUACAAUACGGCUACUGUUGGAGUAUUCGGGGAUGGAUUCAUGGCACGUGGAAUCACGUUCCAGAACACGGCCGGUCCGGAUGUCCACCAAGCCGUGGCCUUCAGAUCAGACAGUGACCUGUCUGUCGUCGAGGACUGCGAGUUCUUGGGCAAUCAAGACACUCUCUAUGCCCACUCUCUCCGCCAGUUCUACAAAUCCUGCCACAUCGAAGGGAACGUGGACUUCAUUUUCGGGAACGCCGCCGCGGUGUUCCAGGACUGCACGAUCCUGGUGCGGCCCCGGCAAGUCACUCCCGAGAAGGGCGAGAACAACGCAAUCACGGCCCAUGGGAGGACAGACCCUGCUCAGUCGACGGGCCUUAUAUUCCACAAUUGCUUGAUCAAUGGCACGGAGAGGUACAUGGAACUGUACCGCAGCAAUCCUAAAGUGCACAAGAACUUCUUGGGCAGGCCCUGGAAAGAGUACUCCAGGACGGUGUUCAUUGGUUGUCGUAUGGAAGAGCUCAUAACCCGGGAGGGAUGGAUGCCUUUUAGGGAGGAUUUCGCGCUGAAAACGCUUUACUACGGAGAGUUUGGGAAUUCAGGACCCGGGUCGGACUUGUCGGGGAGAGUUUCUUGGAGCAGCCGCAUCCCGGCGAAGCACACGAACGAGUACUCCGUGCAGAACUUCAUCCAGGGCAAUGAGUGGAUUCCUUCGUCGGCUUCUCUACUGUGAAUCGAAAUUAUGUCAGGGACGAUGGAUUAGACAUGGUUGUGUUUGUGGAAGAUCUGGGAAGAACCUCGGCAUGUGCUUGUAUGUUUACUAGAGUAGCGGGAUGUAAGAUUAAAUCCCAUCCUCUGUGCAUGUAGACAUGUGAAAUGAAUAAUCUCAUCUCUGCAGUUUUAGAGAAUUCUUCA
Messenger RNA from Syzygium oleosum, 1853 nucleotides. Its product is annotated as probable pectinesterase/pectinesterase inhibitor 51. The record is from RefSeq and is a predicted model, not a curated record. The coding region runs from base 1 to 1671 and encodes 556 amino acids. Gene Ontology annotation, biological process: cell wall modification. The transcript is spliced from 2 exons. Lineage: Eukaryota; Viridiplantae; Streptophyta; Magnoliopsida; Myrtales; Myrtaceae. Gene Ontology annotation, molecular function: pectinesterase activity; pectinesterase inhibitor activity.